AUGAAGAAUUUGCCUGAGGAUUUAUCACGACUAAGGACUCUGGCGGUAUUCCCUGCUGCCGCCAAAGUCUGCAGUUACAAAGAUGAGUUGAGAUUUGCAAAAUAUGAUCUCCUGCGAGUGUUGGAUCUCAAGGAAUGUGCUGGUCUGAAGCAGAAGGAUCUCAAAGGUGUCUGCGGCCUGUUGCUGCUGAGAUAUCUCAGCCUCGGGAAUGCUAUUGGCAAGGUUCCGAAGAAAAUAAAGAAGCUGCAGCAGUUGGAGACCCUUGAGAUGAGGAGAAUCGAAGCCGUCGAGGUGCACCCGGACGUCUUUCAGCUACCCAAGUUGAAACACCUGCUUGGAAAAUUCCAGUUUCUAAACGGCACUACAGAUGGGAAGCUCUUGGCGGACGGUGACCAGCUGGUCCUGGAGACGCUCUCAGGAUUCGUCACUGACAAAUCCCAACGGUUUCCACAGCUGAUGCUUCAUCACAUGGGGCAGCUGAAGAAGGUGAAAAUAUGGUGCCAUCCCUCCACGAAUCAAGCAGACUUUGCCCAUGUUUCAGACGCCAUCAUGGCUUUCGUUAGUGACGGGAACCGCACGGUGAUCAGCGAUGAUGAUCGCUCCCUGUCCAUUGACUUUGCAGACUGCACCACAGAUUGUUCAGUGAGGCUCCUGGGCUCUCUGCAAACUCCGGGCAGACUUAAUUCACUCAAAUUGCAUGGAGACAUCCUGCAACAUUGUUUGCACAACAAGUUUGUCACAAAGCUGAGGAGUGUCCAGGAGCUGUGCCUUUCAGCGACCAAUCUAAGCGGAGAUGCAAUUCUAGACUGCACAAGUAAUCUGCGUGUGCUGAAAUAUCUAAAGCUGAUUGAACAUAACCUGGGGCCCUUCAACAUAAAGCAGGGGCACUUUCCAGGGCUGGAGCGGAUAUGCCUUGUGGGCGUGCAGGGGAUAACAAUCCAAGCUGGAGCUCUGUGUCGUCUCGUCUCGCUCCAUAUGCUCUCCGAAGCUCUACUUGCUCUUCCUGGGACUCCCGGCAUCGAAAUCGAACACAUGGCAGUACUCAAGGAAGUAGGUCUCGAUCCUCGAGUCAAUGAUGAGAAAAGAACUACAUGGCAAGCAGCUGCAAGUGGCCACCCUAAUAGGCCUGAGGUUCUGUUCAUUCAAGGCCCCUGA
Messenger RNA from Brachypodium distachyon (stiff brome), 1155 nucleotides. RefSeq lists its product as uncharacterized. The record is from RefSeq and is a predicted model, not a curated record. NCBI's taxonomy places the organism in Eukaryota, Viridiplantae, Streptophyta, Magnoliopsida, Poales, Poaceae. Gene Ontology annotation, biological process: defense response to other organism. The coding region runs from base 1 to 1155 and encodes 384 amino acids. The transcript has a single exon.